Eufriesea mexicana is the source of this 482-nucleotide messenger RNA. RefSeq names its product histone H2B. The record is from RefSeq and is a predicted model, not a curated record. Gene Ontology annotation, cellular component: nucleosome. Bases 60 to 431 code for a protein of 123 amino acids. Gene Ontology annotation, molecular function: structural constituent of chromatin; DNA binding; protein heterodimerization activity. The transcript has a single exon. NCBI's taxonomy places the organism in Eukaryota, Metazoa, Arthropoda, Insecta, Hymenoptera, Apidae.
ACCUAUACGGUUAUAUUCAACUUCCAAGUUCGAUUACCUGAAGACAUUGAUAUUUUACAAUGCCGCCGAAAGUUAGUGGGAAAGCUGUAAAGAAAGCUGGUAAAGCUCAGAAGAAUAUCAGUAAAGCUGACAAGAAAAAAAAGAGGAGGAGGAAGGAAAGUUACGCUAUUUACAUUUAUAAAGUACUCAAACAAGUCCAUCCUGAUACUGGGAUAUCUAGUAAAGCAAUGAGCAUUAUGAACAGUUUUGUUAAUGAUGUUUUCGAACGCAUUGCUGCAGAAGCAUCAAGAUUGGCACAUUACAAUAAACGUUCUACCAUUACUUCUCGCGAAAUUCAAACUGCUGUAAGACUACUGCUACCUGGUGAAUUAGCAAAACACGCUGUCAGUGAAGGCACCAAAGCAGUCACGAAAUAUACCAGCUCAAAAUAAGCAAUAUUAAUUAUUGCUUGAAGAAACGGUCCUUUUAAGGACCAACAAAUU